CAUUACUUCUCGAGACACUGAUUUCAUAUAAUGUAUAUAUUACACUGUUGUUGUUCUUAUUUAUAAAUGUAAAGAUGGAAAAUGAAUCCCUUGAUUUCAGUGCUGAAUUAACUCUGGAUCCUUUUGUUAUCCCACUUGGAGGGAAGUAUCCCAUCUUUUUUUUCGGCAUUGCAAUUUAUCUUUUUGUGGUUUUUUGCAACCUGACCUUGUUGACUCUGAUCAUUGUGAAGAGGAACCUUCACAAGCCCAUGUAUUUCAUCCUGUUCAGUCUCCCCCUCAAUGAUCUGAUAGGAAUAACAGCAAUGCUACCAAAGGUCCUGUCAGACAUUGUAACAGAGACAAACAAGGUGUACUAUCCUCUCUGUGUCUUACAGGCGUUUCUGCUGCACAUGUACGGUGGAGGAAUUCUGUUCAUUCUUGCAGCCAUGUCAUUUGACCGCUAUGCAGCCAUCUGCAUGCCGUUACGCUACAGCUCCAUCAUGACCCCCAGAGUUGUCAUCUGUAUCGUGUCUCUAGUUUGGGGUCUUGAUUUUGUCCUGAUCGUUUCAUUGUUUUCUCUGCAGACAAGACUUCCCAGGUGCAAAUCUGUCAUUAUGAAUGUGUUCUGUGAUAACCCCUCUCUGCUGAAGCUCACAUGUGGAAAUACGACGGUCAAUAACAUCAUAGGAUUGUUUAACACCGCUGUCAUGCAGGCUGUUAGUGUGUCUGUGCAGGCGUUUUCCUACGUGAAGAUUCUGAUCACAUGCGUGGUUUCACAGAGGUCUGAAGCAAAGACCAAAGCUAUCAACACGUGUGUGGCUCAGCUGGUCAUAAUCACCAUAUUUCAGAUUGUGGGAACUUUUACUAUUUUAUCUCACAGGUUCAAAAAUGUCUCAGCUGACCUGCAAAAGAUAAUGGGCAUGCUGAUUUUUCUUGUUCCUCCUCUUCUGAAUCCGCUUGUAUACGGGUUGUACACAAGAGAAAUACGAAACACUUUCCUGACUAUCUUAAAAAAUGGUAGAGUAUCCAUGUGAAUCUCAACACAAGGUGAAUAACAGGUUUGACUCAAGUCUUUUUUUUUGUCAUGAUUUCAGAGUGCCAUGCCAGGAGAACACCAGUUGUAAGCAAUAUUGUUGAAAGAAUAUUGAAGAAUCCACUGUCCAUGAGCUUGAACGUGUCUAUGACAUUCAGUUUUUUACAGAAACAAACUGUCUUUUAGGAUCACUGACUGAUAAUUGUGUUAAACAGGCUCAACCCAAACCUCAAAUAAAGAGGAAUGAAAAACCAGAGUCCUAUAACUAAUGAAGAAUACUGCAUACAUAAAAAUGAGCUAACUGACUGUUAAUAUAAUUUACAACUUUGGAAAAAUAUAUUUUAAAUGUCAGCUCUUGUUUUGUGUGUAUUUUGGUGUGCAGAGUUCUUUGUAAAGUUCAGGUAGAUUGAUGUACAAUUUACAAAGAUACAUAGCCUCAUACUGCCCAGUCUGACAUGCAGAAUUAUUUGAUUUUCAUUUUAAAACGUUUGAGAAACUGUUUGAGAAAUGAAACCUGUGGUGUACUUGAUAUAUUCUCUUCUCAUUUGAUUUUUUUUAGCUUAUCAUUUGAGUUAUUCACUUUUUUUUUCAUUUAAGAGUACUCCAUGUUUCUAAUAUUUAUGUGGUUGAAGUUUACAUCCAUGAGUCACACUGCAGGAAUUAGAGCAUCAAAAUCAAGCUGAAAUAUUUACGUCUUGAAGCAUCACACUGUGUCUGUCGUUGUUUUAAUUGAAAAGUUGUUUGUAUUAUAGAUGACAGAUGAACUGUGAUUAAAUGCUUUUGAGUUACAUCCUCAUGUCUGAUAUUUGAUGUCUUGUCUAAAGCUUAUUAUAAGCUGCUGCUCAGCAUGUUUGGAAAUGAGGAUCAGCACACAUUGAGUUUUGAGGAAUAUUCUAAAUAUCCAAGUACUUUAUGUUUCAAGUGAUGAAAUAAAAUGUGUUAAAGGUGGACAACAACACAAUAUACUUUUUUUAUUGUAUCACAUACCCAACUCAGUGGAAUGAAAACUGUUUCCAUAUAGUCAGGCAAAGUUUAAGCGAGGGAAAGAA
Labrus mixtus (cuckoo wrasse) is the source of this 2061-nucleotide messenger RNA. Its product is annotated as olfactory receptor 52B2-like. Gene Ontology annotation, molecular function: olfactory receptor activity; G protein-coupled receptor activity. The coding region runs from base 75 to 1013 and encodes 312 amino acids. Gene Ontology annotation, cellular component: membrane. Gene Ontology annotation, biological process: G protein-coupled receptor signaling pathway. The record is from RefSeq and is a predicted model, not a curated record. NCBI's taxonomy places the organism in Eukaryota, Metazoa, Chordata, Actinopteri, Labriformes, Labridae. The transcript has a single exon.